Messenger RNA from Anthostomella pinea, 462 nucleotides. The record is from the annotation of a GenBank genome assembly. NCBI's taxonomy places the organism in Eukaryota, Fungi, Ascomycota, Sordariomycetes, Xylariales, Xylariaceae.
AUGACCACCGUCCCCACGGACUCCUACGCCAACCGGCCCCUCGCCAGACUCUUCAUCAAACCAUACAUCCGGUUCGCCCCCGUCAUCUUCAUCGCAGCCAGCUGCUUCAUAUUCGGCGUCGCCAUAGUGCUGAACCAGAAAUCCCCCGUGCGCACCGACAAAAGCUGUCAGAACCAGAACGACCCCGUGUUCUGGGAGACGCUGGGACAGGUGCUGCUGCGGGUGCUGCUUGUGGUGUGCAUCCUGCGCGCCUAUGAGGAGCCCGUGCACGAGAGGGUUCUGAAACCCAUAUUUUAUUCGGCGGUUGGGUUGGCUGUCUUCUUCGACAUCCUGGCGUUGGUGCUGUAUAGCACUGUCUGUGGGGGUAAUGGAUGGCUGGCGAACUUGUUGCUGCAGUGGGGAGGGAGUGUUGCGGCUGUGCUGGCGGCGUUCAUGUUGGCUACCUAUAAGGACGGCCCCUGA